AUGCCGGCCCUGAGGCCACUCCUGCUGCUGUUGCUGCUGGUUGGGCUGACUGCGGGGGCCAGCCUGCCGCCGGAGCCCGGGAGCCACCCGGGUGUGUGCCCCAACCAGCUCAGCCCCAACCUGUGGGUGGACGCCCAGAGCACCUGUGAGCGUGAGUGCGUCAGAGACCAGGACUGCGCUGCCACUGAGAAGUGCUGCACCAACGUGUGUGGGCUGCAGAGCUGCGUGGCAGCCCGCUUCCCUGACAGCGGCCUGGCCACACCCAAGCUGGCGGCCUCAUGUGAUGGCUUCGUGUGCCCACAGCAGGGCUCCGACUGUGACAUCUGGGAUGGGCAGCCUGUGUGCCGCUGCCGUGACCGCUGUGAGAAGGAGCCCAGCUUCACCUGCGCCUCGGACGGCCUCACCUACUACAACCGCUGCUACAUGGACGCCGAGGCCUGCCUGCGUGGCCUCCGCCUGCACGUCGUGCCCUGCAAGCACGUCCUCAGCAGGCCACCCAGCAGCCCCGGGCCCCCCGAGACCACCGCCCGCCCGACACCCGGGGAUGCCCUGGUGCCGCCUGCCCUCUACAGCAGCCCCUCCCCACAGGCAGUGUAUGUAGGGGGCACAGCCAGCCUCCACUGCGACGUCAGUGGCCGCCCGCCACCCGCCGUGACCUGGGAGAAGCAGAGUGACCAGCGGGAGAACCUGAUCAUGCGGCCAGACCAGAUGUAUGGCAACGUGGUGGUCACGAGCAUCGGGCAGCUGGUGCUUUACAAUGCCAGGCCGGAGGACGCCGGCCUAUACACGUGCACCGCACGCAAUGCUGCUGGCCUGCUGCGGGCCGACUUCCCGCUCUCCGUGGUCCAGCGGGAGCCGGCCGAGGACGGGGCCCCAGUGGCCGCCGCCCCAGCCCAAUGCCUGCCCACCACGCAGGCCUGUGUCGGCACCCCCUCUGGCCAGGUCCUCUGGCACUUUGACCCGCAGCGGGGCGGCUGCAUGACCUUCCCAGUUGGCAGCUGUGCCGGGGGUGCCCAGGGCUUCGAGACCUAUGAGGCGUGCCAGCAGGCCUGCGCCCGUGGCCCCAGGGACGCCUGCGUGCUGCCGGCCGUGCAGGGCCCCUGCCAGGGCUGGGAGCCGCGCUGGGCCUAUAGUCCGCUGCUACAGCAGUGCCACCCCUUUGAGUACAGCGGCUGCGAGGGCAAUGGCAACAACUUCGAGACCCGCGAGAGCUGCGAGGACGCCUGCCCCGUACCGCGGACACCGGCCUGCCGGGCCUGCCGUCUCCGGAGCAAGCUGGCGCUCAGCCUGUGCCGCAGCGACUUCGCCAUCGUGGGGCGGCUCACGGAGGUGCUGGAGGAGCCCGAGGCGGGCGGCGGCGGCAUCGCUCGCGUGGCCCUGGACGACGUGCUCAAGGAUGACAAGAUGGGCCUCAGGCUCUUGGGCACCAAGUACCUGGAGGUGACGCUGAGCGGUAUGGACCGGGCCUGCCCCUGCCCCAACGUGACGGCUGGCGACAGCCCGCUGGUCAUCAUGGGCGAGGUGCGAGACGGCGUGGCCAUGCUGGACGCGGGCAGCUACGUCCGCGCGGCCAGCGAGAAGCGCGUCAAGAAGAUCUCGGAGCUGCUAGAGAGGAAGGCCUGCGAGCUGCUUAACCGCUUCCAAGACUAG
Molecule: messenger RNA, 1650 nt
Organism: Mesoplodon densirostris (Blainville's beaked whale)
Lineage: Eukaryota; Metazoa; Chordata; Mammalia; Artiodactyla; Ziphiidae
Gene: WFIKKN1
Product: WAP, follistatin/kazal, immunoglobulin, kunitz and netrin domain containing 1
Exons: 2
Coding region: 1-1650 (549 amino acids)
Biological process (GO): negative regulation of transforming growth factor beta receptor signaling pathway
Cellular component (GO): extracellular region
Molecular function (GO): transforming growth factor beta binding; serine-type endopeptidase inhibitor activity; receptor antagonist activity
Source: RefSeq, a predicted model, not a curated record